Chenopodium quinoa (quinoa) is the source of this 2191-nucleotide messenger RNA. RefSeq names its product isocitrate lyase-like. Gene Ontology annotation, cellular component: glyoxysome. Gene Ontology annotation, molecular function: isocitrate lyase activity. NCBI's taxonomy places the organism in Eukaryota, Viridiplantae, Streptophyta, Magnoliopsida, Caryophyllales, Amaranthaceae. Bases 130 to 1866 code for a protein of 578 amino acids. The transcript is spliced from 4 exons. Gene Ontology annotation, biological process: carboxylic acid metabolic process. The record is from RefSeq and is a predicted model, not a curated record.
AAGCCAUUGCAUCAACAUUAUUUUUGUUAUUCAUUUAUCAUAUCCUAAAUUUAUAUUAUCUCUUAAGUUUUUAGUUAUCUUUGUUUCUUCUUUAUUCUCCUCCACUUGGCAGGCAAUUGAAGUAUAGCAAUGGCUUCAACUUUCACGACGGUGCCUUCAAUGAUAAUGGAGGAAGAAGCUCGAUUCGAAGCAGAGGUAGCAGAGGUGCAAGCAUGGUGGAACACUGAUCGCUUCAAGCUAACUCAUCGCCCAUACUUGGCCCGAGACAUCGUCUCUCUUCGAGGCACCCUCAGGCAAAACUACGCCUCAAACGACCUAGCCAAGAAGUUAUGGUGUACCCUUAAGAACCACCAAGCUAAGGGUACUGCCUCUAGGACCUUUGGUGCAUUGGACCCUGUCCAAGUCACCAUGAUGGCAAAGCACCUCGACACGAUUUAUGUGUCGGGGUGGCAGUGCUCGUCUACACAUACUUCCACGAACGAACCUGGCCCUGACCUUGCUGACUACCCCUAUGAUACCGUCCCCAAUAAGGUGGAACACCUCUUCUUUGCACAACAAUAUCAUGAUAGAAAGCAAAGGGAGGCUCGUAUGAGCCUGCCUCGCGAGGAGAGGGCUCAAACACCUUAUGUUGAUUACCUUAAGCCUAUUAUUGCUGAUGGGGAUACUGGUUUUGGUGGUGCUUCUGCUACUGUUAAGUUGUGUAAGCUUUUUGUGGAGCGUGGUGCCGCUGGAGUUCAUAUAGAGGAUCAGUCUUCGGUGACUAAGAAGUGUGGUCAUAUGGGUGGUAAGGUUUUGGUACCGGUUAGUGAACACAUCAACCGACUCGUGGCUUCUAGACUACAAUUUGAUGUGAUGGGGACUGAGACUGUUUUGGUGGCUAGGACUGACUCUGUGGCAGCUUCCUUAAUUCAGUCUAAUAUUGAUACUCGCGACCACCAGUUCAUCUUGGGGGCUACUAACCCGGCUCUUCGUGGCAAGGGCCUUGCUACUAUCCUCUUUGAGGCCACCAAUUCAGGUAAGUCAGGGCCUGAGCUGCAAGCUCUAGAAGACAAGUGGCUAUCAAAAGCACAACUGAAGACUUUCUCUGAAUGUGUAAGUGAUGCAAUCAAGGGACUGAAUGGAAUAGGUGAAAAGGAGAAGAAUAUGAGACUUAAUGAGUGGAAGAAUCACUCAAGCUUCGAUAAGUGUUUGUCCAAUGAAGAAGCCAGAGAGGUUGCAUCAAAGUUAGGUCUCCAAAACCUGUUUUGGGACUGGGACUUGCCAAGGACUAGGGAAGGGUUCUACAGGUUUAAGGGGUCCGUCGAUGCUGCCAUUUUGCGUGGAUGGGCAUUCGCUCCUCAUGCAGACUUAAUCUGGAUGGAGACCUCGGGUCCUGACCUCCUCGAGUGUACUAAAUUCGCCAAUGGGGUGAAGUCGAGGCAGCCUGAAAUGAUGUUAGCCUAUAAUCUCUCGCCUUCAUUCAAUUGGGACGCGUCUGGUAUGAAUGAUCAGCAAAUGAUGGACUUUAUCCCUAAGAUUGCCAAGCUCGGGUUUUGUUGGCAGUUCAUUACUCUUGCUGGUUUUCAUGCUGAUGCUUUAGUCAUUGACACUUUUGCUAAAGACUAUGCUCAGAGGGGUAUGCUAGCUUAUGUUGAAAGGAUUCAAAGGGAGGAAAGAACUAAUGGAGUUGAUACUCUUGCACAUCAGAAAUGGUCGGGUGCCAAUUACUACGAUCGUGUGUUAAGGACUGUUCAGGGUGGUAUCACCUCAACCGCGGCCAUGGGCAAAGGGGUUACGGAGGAACAAUUCAAGGAAACAUGGACUAGGCCAGGAGCGAGUUCGGACAUGGGUAACGGGGAUGUGGUGCUUGCUAGGCCAAGGAUGUAACAUGAACGAAGUUGAGUACUACAAAUGUAUGGGUUGGAAGGAUGAUAUAAAAAGAAAUGGACACUAGUUAUAUAGUACAAGUUCUAAAAUAAUUCAACACUUCGUUGAGUCAAUUUUCAAUUAUUGACUAAACAGAUUAAAACCCAUAUUGAUCAAUAUGGUUGAUAAUGUUUCUAGUAAUUACUGUAAUUCCCAAUGUUUGUUACAAAUAUUUUCAAGUGUAAGAUGAAAUUUCAAAACAUGUAUUAUGAUUUGCAGUGUAGCAGUGAAGUUCACACCAUUUUUUACAUAAUGUAAUACUGUCUACAAAUAAUGAAAUCUUUUU